This is a messenger RNA of Beauveria bassiana ARSEF 2860, 3336 nucleotides long. Its product is annotated as fork head domain-containing protein. The transcript has a single exon. Gene Ontology annotation, cellular component: nucleus. Gene Ontology annotation, biological process: regulation of ribosomal protein gene transcription by RNA polymerase II. Gene Ontology annotation, molecular function: DNA-binding transcription factor activity; protein binding; sequence-specific DNA binding. The record is from RefSeq and is a predicted model, not a curated record. The coding region runs from base 1 to 3336 and encodes 1111 amino acids. Lineage: Eukaryota; Fungi; Ascomycota; Sordariomycetes; Hypocreales; Cordycipitaceae.
AUGACUUCGUCGAGCGUAGGCCACCAGGGCCUCUCCGACAAACAGAGCGCUCCCACCGCGCCUUCCCAGUCGCCGCAUCACUCUGCGACGGUACCUACGACUACGGAUUCCACAGGGCUUGUUGCCUCCGAUGCGGCUGAUGCGGCCGAGGCCUCCACAUCGCCGACCGCUCCUGCAGCACCUCAGAACAACUCUGCCAAUGGGUCCUCGACCACAACAAAGCGACCAACUACCCCCGCGAAUAGUACUGACGUAGAUCAUGCGCACAGCAGCGCGCAGGAUGCAGCAGCAGCAGCUCAGACGCCGGUCACCACGCAAGCCAGCGCAUACCACACCGCGACACCGACGGCGAGUGCCAGCCAACUCGACGCACUUCAGCAGACGCAAGACGCUGCCAUGACCAACACGGGGCACUAUACCACUUCGACACCCUUCACACCCGUCGCUUCGUCAGGCAUCGACCACCAUGCCUACAUGAUGAUGGCUCUCGCUUCCAUGUCCAAUGCGCCCUCGGCAAUGUCGCCCCCGCCUACCGUCACUCCGUCCCAAGUGACGCUGCCUAACCCCAUGGAUGCCACCAUAAACGGACUGGCUCCUAGCAAUGCUGUUCGUCCGCCUGGCGCCGAAAAGGGCCUCGAAUCCUUUGCGCGAAUAGAGUUUGCCGAUUCCGUCUUUCAGAUGACAACAUAUGCUGUCAUUAUCGGCCGCGACCAGCGCGCUAUGGAGCAGGCCCGCCGCGACGAAAAACGCGCAGACGUUCAUAAACGUCGCGUUGAGGAGAACGCCAGCAGAGGCUUGCCUCCACCCUCGCCUAUGAUGCACGAUCGUAGCAAGUUUAGCAAGUCAUAUGUGUCUGAAGAAGGCGGUAUGCUUGGCCCCGAAUCCGAUAGCGAAGAGAGCGGUCGGCCAGCGAAGCGUCGCAAAACGAGCACCGCCGGCUCAUCCCAGCAAGAAAACGAAGAGAAUCCCGACAACAUCAUCUCCAAUCGCCAAUACGUCUCCCAUACCCCCGGCGCAGCUGCCGUCGACCUCACAUCAUUACGCCCUUCGCCUUGGCACGUUCCUUUUAUUGGUAUUCACUCUCCUGGCCCCAACAUUGCGAGCAAGACCAAGGCCAUCUCUCGCGAACAUCUCAAGAUUGCAUACAACCAACAAGAAGGUGUUUUUGAGGCAAUCCCGCUGCACAAGAACGGCUUCUUUUGCGAGGACGUCCACUACAAGAGCGAAAAGGUGAUACUCAAGUGUGGCGACCGUCUGCAGAUCAAGGACAUUGACUUUCGCUUCAUAAUCAAUGGCGUCGAAAAGGGCAGGACUGGCGCUGAAGAGUAUCUCGAGGAGGAAAAGAAACCCAUCAAGAAGAGACAAACGCAUGGUGGCAAAGAGAUGAGCUUCGAGUUUGAACAGACCCAUGGCAACGGGCAGAUUCAAGAAACUAGCGAUGAGCUAUCAGAGGUCGAUGGCUCGCUGCCCGAACUGUCCGACCUUGGUGAAGAUGGUGAUGGCGACGAGGAGAUGGCCGAAGAAGACAGUCUCGAGGGUGAAGAGGCAAUUAAGAACGAAGCAUUUGGAGAUCAGUCGGGUCUCCUCAUGCCGGGAUUGCCCAAGAAGAGAGGCCCUGGAAGACCGCCAAAGAAUGGCAUCAUGUCGAAACGCGAGCAGCGCCUCCUCAAAAAGCAGCAGCAAGAGAUGGCCAAGAAGACGUUACCACUGCCACCCCCCGUCGAACCACCUAUUAAGCGCAAGGUUGGUCGACCACGCAAGCAUCCGCUGCCAGAGAACGCCGGAGACCAGCCGGAGAAGCGCAAGUACAAACCCCGCAAACCUCGUGAAGAUGGUGCUGAGGGGUCCGACGCCGAAAGAAGAGCGCGCGAGAAGAAGGAGAAGAAAACUCGUCCCAAGUCGCCACCACUGGAGCUCAAGAUUGAAGACUAUACCGAGGAGCAGCUUCAGAAGCCCAACAAGAAUUACGGCGUUUUAAUUGACGAGACGCUGACCGCCGCUGGCCCGGAUGGCCUCACGUUGAAGCAGAUUUAUAAGAGAAUCUGUCAAAGAUACCCGUGGUUUUAUUUCCAUACUGAAACGAAAGGCUGGGAGAGUAGUGUCCGUCACAAUCUCAUUGGCAAUGAGGCGUUCAAAAAGGAUGAGACGACCAAUCUGUGGUCGCGUGUUCCCGGAGUGGAAUUAGACGCCGGAAAGAAGCGCAAAGCUUCGUCUCCGGACAGAACAAUGGCUGCACAGGGUUAUGGUCCAUAUUCAUAUCCAUACAACGCGCACCAGCAGCACAUGGCUGUCCCGCCUGGUUAUGGACAAGGUCAAGUCACCGGCUAUCAGGUGCAAGCAUAUACUGGUCAGCCUGCCCAACAGCGACCACCACAAUAUGCGUCUCCUGUACAGCAACAGCCACAGCAGCCACAGCAGCAGGUGCAGCAGCAGAUGCAGCAGCAGCCACAGCAGGUACAACAGGUACAGCAACAGCCGCAGCAUCAGCGUCAGCAACAACCGCAACAACCCCCUGCCCCGAUUGCGGCUCAGCCACUAGCGCCUACGCAGAUUGGUGUAUAUGGUCCCCCUCCAGCGCCAGCAAGACCGCAAAUGGGAGCACCGCAGCCCGGCUCUUACAGCUCACCAUAUGCUGCGCGACCUCCUCCGGCCGCAAGUCCCAUGAAGGCAGAGGCGCCAGCAAAACCGAUCGCUUCUGGCCCUUCAGCUGCCGUAAAACCAUCACCUGGUCCCAGCGGCACACCCCAGCCGCAGCCUGCCGCUGCAGGCAAGGCACCAGCUUCAUCGGCUAGCCCUGCUGCGAUACGGCCCGUCAUCGAGCCACGAUUACUUCAAGCGGUUGUUGGUCUCAAAAAUGGUCUUGUCGACAACCUCAAAAAGGCUCGCAAUCCCAAGGCCGAGGCUAUCGUCAUGUCGGCGCUGAACCGCUGCGUCGGCCUAAAGAAGGAAGCCACCGAAAACGAUAAGAUGGAAGCCAUCUGUAUCAAAGGCAUUCGUCAAGUCAUUGAUGGCUUCACAAAGAACAAGAGCCCCACGCCGGGUGGCACAGCACCCAAGGACCCACCUCCAAUUUUCGAUUCAAAGGUCCUCUCGUCACUCAACGGUUUCAAGGAAGUAUCCAUAAAGGCACUCAAAGUCCGACUCGGAGAAGCAAAGGCUGAAGCCGUGACGCUUUCCGCGAUUGAUCGGGUGCUUGGUUUCGUUGAAGCAAGUAUUCUCCCUCCGAGCGGUGAGGGUGAGACGAGCAGUAACUUUGAAGGAGUCGAGCAGCAUCUGAUGAAGUCCAUCAGACAGCUCCUUAUGGGUAUGAAUCAGAAACUGGGCCAGCCGGCCUAA